AUGGUUCAGAACGAUCAAGACGAAAAGUUUGCAGGAACUUAUCGCAAGCUGUUUGACACAAUCGAAAGAGGUGUUGAACAAUGCUCGACCGAUCGACUUCAGACCUUAUUGGAGGAAAAGAAAGAACAUUUAAAACUUGGUUUAGAAGCAUUUGGAGAAGCUUCAAGCCAAUCUCGUUCCAAAGUGACUUCAGGUUCAAGUGUCGCUGUCGAUGGAAAGACUAUUAAAUUAGAGCAAAAAGAAAAGGAUCUGAUUAUUAAGCUUUCCGAUAUUACCAACCUUAAUGAAGUUCAAUGUGCUCAGCUGUGGGAAGCCUUUAGACAAGAAAACAAAGACAGCGUGACACGCUUUAACGACAGUGAACAAGCCCUCUCUGAAAACAUCGAAUUAAUCAUGAAUGUGGUGAAUUUUUAUUAUGAAGAUCGUAUUUCUCUUUUAGAGUGUAUUGGAUCUUUGCAACGUAUCGCCUUUGAUGGAUCGCACCCUUAUUCAACUAUUGCAACAGACACACUCCAGAAAUUACGUGAUAUCAAUUCAUCCACACCUCUUCCUCAACGUUUGUUUGCUCAAUAUGCAUCUUUAGUACGCAGUAACGUACCCAAUCGUACGUAUUCAUUUCCCGGUUGGGCUAGCGUGUGGGCCAAGCAAAACUUAAGGGAACAAAAAGCUUUAUUGGAAAUCAUCUUCCUUUUCAGUGUUGGCAAAACCUUCGAGCCAACCUUCAUAUUUAGCAUCAUUCAAGAAUUUGAAUCAGAUUGUUUUGGCGUACUUCAAACAUUUGGGUAUGUGCUUGAUGACGAGGGAUUGAAGUUGCGCAGAGGUGUUACCCACGUCUGUACUUUACUUUCCAUCAACUUGAUUCUCUCACCCGAAAUUACAACCGAAACAAAGCUAUCCACCACUGAUAAAGAUUUGAUUAACACGCCCGAUGUUAUUGCAAAGAUCAAUCAAGUCGUAUUAUACCUGGGUGAUAGACAUGAACAUGCUCCAUUCUUGUUAGCUUGGUCAUAUUUCGUCACUUGUUUAGAUUGUAUUUUAAACGGAGAUGACACUACUUCAGUACCGGAAAGUUAUAAACAGAUUCAACCCAUCAUCAAUGGAACACAAUCAGUAUCCACCUCAGGCAUCUUAAAAACAAGACCCAUGGUCAAUGGCACCGAUUUUGAGGAAGCACGUCAAAUUUCAAUCCAACAAAAACCCAAUAUGGAUCGAAUUUUCUUGGGCCGUUCGUUAAAGUUGGACGUAUUUGGAGUCGUGACGGAUAUUUUAGAAAGUGAAGUAUGCAGCGAAGAGGAUGUCAACAACUAUGGUUACAGAUCAGUGUUGAGAACCCUUUUCAAGGCUUUCUUGAGCACAACUCGACCUUAUUAUAUACCGACCGAUAGUUACGCCACUUUGAUCAAGGCUUACUGUCUCAUCUAUAAAAACCAAGCAGCUCUUUGUGAAGCUUUCUGGAAUGAUGAUUAUGUAAAGGAUGACCCAUAUACUUUACUUGCAACAGCACGUGGAAGAUUUCCUGUGUUUUUCACAGAUCUCACACGACUUUUAUCAGCAUUGUCUGGUGGUGCUAAUGAUGAUGUGGAUGGUAAAGCAGCCGAAAAUGUAUUCGGAUAUCUCUGCCAAGUACCUUCAAUCACUGUCGAAUUAGGUAAUAAUGUACAAAUCACAGCUGUCGAAGAAAAUGGACGUGCUGUCAUCAAUGCAAACCAGAAUAUUCGUGUCACUCAAGAGUUACAAACCAUUGCCAGUAUCGAGAUUUUGGAAGGUACUCAAGGCCUUUUGCUUUCAAGCAGCGAAGAUUAUAGUCUUGUUCAAUUCCCUUUGCCUUAUUCUGGAUGGCAUCUUUUGACAGCUGUCUUGGCUGGAUUUAUGAAUCCAUCUGGAUCCGGAAUCGAUAUCAAGGAUGAAGAUGAAAGUUUAAAGGGAAAUAAUAUCGAAACUAUCGACAGCAUUCUUGAUUUACUUUACAAUGUUUUAUUGAAUAAUCCCAAAUUGGUACCUUCCCUUGUACAACAUAUUGAAUCCGCUGCUCGUAUCCCUGGUCAAUCUACCGGUACACCUAUUAUUAUUUCUGUCAUUUGCAAUAUUCUCAGUUCAUGCAGCAGAGUACAACCAUGCCCUAUUCCUACCAUGACUUUGUCUUUACAGUGUCUCACUCUUUUGAUUCCUCAUUACCGUAAUGAUAUCUGGUCCUACUUACAAGCCGCUCCUAUCUUACCUAGACCCAACGUCAACAUCCCUCUUUCUACGAGACUUGCCACAUCUUCUUUUGUCAUUAAUCCUGCAGCUCAAAUUCAGCAAAUCGUAUCAAGAGUUGAAUGUACUACAGAUAUGGUGCAAGGACUUGUUCGUGAUGUUCAACGUAACUGGUGGGUGAAUGCUAAUGAAGGCUCUGUUCCUAAUCGUCAAUAUCAAGUGGAUGUCUUGUACCUCUGCUUACAUUAUCUCAUGUUGGAUGUCUUCCCAUCUUAUGCUAGUUGGCGUUACAAGAAGGUUUCAGAGCGAUUCUUGAUUGGCACCAAGGUGAUUGAGAUCUUUACUGAAAUUGCUCGUGGUUUUAAGGAACCUGUGUCUGCUCAACAAAGUAGACUAUCAUUAAAUGGUAUUCGUACUGGUAUCUUUAAUAACUUUUUAUACGAAGGUGGUGUCUACCAUAUUUCUCCUUUGCUUGAUACAAUUUCAGAGGGUGCCGAAACUGCCAAUAUUUUGUACAAAAUCAACCAUCCUAAGGAAGCAGCAAAGGUUGAGAAAUUGACAGAAAUGACGUUUGUCUUUGUCAAAAUCUUGUUACAAUACCGUUUGGAACAAAUUAAUGAAGGAUCCACUACUAUGGAUGAGAGCACACUUGAGCGCCUCUUAUUAGAACGUACCACAGGAAACAAUUGUUCUGAUUUCUUAUUGCGCAUCGUGAAGCACAUCAAUUAUCGUCACAAUAUUGCGUUGCAAAUUGAAGCUACCAACGUUUUGUUUCUUUUAUGUCGUACCGUUUCUUUCUGGAAGUCCACUCCCAAUUUCGUCCAAUAUCUUGGAAAUACUGACCAAGUGCACAAGAUCAUUCGUGCCUACCUCGAUAUUGCUAAAGAUCAUUUCCAAAGUGAAGUCCUGUUGUCAGCCAUCUGGAGAUUGAUGACCGCUUUCUUGGAAACACAACCUAGUUUGGCUAUUUUGUUCUUGGAGUGCGGCGAUUUUAUUUUACCCAGUCCUAAAUCUGCUGUUCGUCUUUUGGCUGGCCAGAAAAGCGCUCCUGCUGCUCCUACACCUGCUCCCACCGAAUCUGCCGUGCGUGCAGCUAUUGAUGUGUUGGGUCAUUGGGAAACUCUCUUGGUGCAAAAGCCUACUGUUGUAUCCAACGUCUUGCGUUUUAUCGCAACUUUCUGGCAAACCGCUUUUGAUCAUUAUGCACUUGUAGAACGUACACGAUCUGAUAAUGCACUCUGGGACUCCCUUGGUAAAAUUCUAUUAAACCCCAACAGUGAAAUCGAUACCGGCAGUCAUCUUCAACAACAAGAUUUGAUGGAUACAGACGAUUUAUCCACUAUCAGUCAAAACGAUUUAAGCGUUCGUCGUCUUUGUUGCCUCAACUUGAGUAAGGCUUUCGUGAUGCGAAUCUUAUCUUAUGAAAUUCAUCUCACUGCUGGUAAUGAAAGAGCACUUGGUAAUAACACGACAAAUGUGUUGGACAAACUUCCUGCUGGUCUCAAAAAUUUGAUGAACAAGAUCAAUGAACCUACUAAGCUUACACAAAUGCGCCAAGCUUAUGUGAAGAACGAUUUCGACCCCUCUGUUUCUCAGAAGGCUAUCAGUAGUGCCGAGGAUCUUUUGCAAUCUAUCGGUAUUAUCGACAACACCUCUGUUUUGUUACUCAAGAUGGAAAGUACUGGUGGCUGUGGCGAUGAUGGAUCAGCUGGUGAAGCUCGUCAAUAUGGUGAUUCUUACCUUUAUGAUUAUCGUAUGGCCGAAACUCGCGUUCACACAUUGUUCAAGGAUAUCAUCAGUAAAUACGGAUUCACCAACUUGGAUAAUAUUAUUGUGACACCUGAAGUACAAGCCGUAUUAGAUAUCAAGCAAUACUCAAACAAAUUCCUCAAGAGUGUUUUAGAGGUCAAUUAUAACGGUUCUGUAGUUGACUCUCAAAUCAUUUUGCUUCGAUCUUUCAAGACCUUUAUUGAGGCCUCUUCAAACCGUGUAUCUGAUUUAAUUUGGGCCAACAAGUCUAGCUUGCAAGGGUCUGCUUCUCUUCACGCAUUUUUAAUGGGAUUGAUCAAGAACGCUAGUGAAGAGGAACGCGAGGAUGGUGUUACUUUGACAUCUUAUAGCGUAUUGAUGCAAUUCAUUCGUGGUUUGACAGAGGAUUGGAUCAACAAGAACGUAAUCAUUUUGACUGGUAUUGAUGUUGCAGCCAAAAAGGAUUACGCUACUAAGGCAUUUGAACUUUUGUCUUGCUUGUGUGGCCUUUUGAACCGUGAGAACUUUGCUAUUAUGAAGAGUAUCACGGAUUAUACAGCCAUUCGUUUCCAUCGUCCUUUGUUGGAAUCUGUCAUGCUCUGUCUGCGUACCUUAGGUCCUGUCGUGCGUAAUCUUUCCACCGUCGAAAAGGAUUUCCAAUCUUGUCUUGAAAAGCUUUUGAAUGUCGUUUGUCAAAGUUUCCGAGUCCUGGUAAUCAAGGCCGGUUCCUACAGCGCUGCUGAAUCUCUCGUGCCUGAAUUUGUUGCUGAAAGUUGUAUUAAGGAUGUGACAGUAGUCAUUUCUCUUUUACAAGAUUUGAUUAGCCCCAAAUACCGCUUGGAUAUCGUUGCAUGGCGUACCAGUCUCCAAUCUAAUGAAACUAUUCGCUCUGCGUUGAAUUUAUUUUUUGGUGGUGUAGAACUUGUUGUGAACGAAGUUGACAGCCAGUGCGCUACAAAUGGAAUUUACAGCCUCAGUAUUACCCCUUACGCUGAAUCCGCAUUGUACUUCUUACUUGAAUUAUCGAAUAUACCACAAGGAGCUAACGAACUCAUUUUGAACAACAUUUAUGAUUGCUUCCGUAACAACAGACUUACAACACGCUUACAAGAGGGUAAAUUGGAUUUGUUCAUUCGUUUCGGUGAUGGAAGUAAGGUCGGUCCUGCCUACGUUGAACGUAACCCCCUUCACAACAUCUGGUGUCAAAUGUUGGGCAUUGUCAACAACUUAAACCGUCAUCACGGUGCAUCUCAAAACGUGUUUAAUGAAACUGUCAACUUCUUACAGAUUUAUAGUCCUCAAAUUGGUAAGGCUUUUGCUAAUGCCAAUGGCGCCAACGAUAGCAUGUUUGGUCUCAUACCUAAUGAGUCGCUUUCAACACCUUUGUUGGAAGAAAUUGAACGUAUCAACAUGGUGUUUUUUGGUUUAUCCAAGCACUAUCAACGACACAGACUUUCUGAAAUCAAGGUGGAAAAUCUGUUUAUGGCUUUUAAGGAUUGUUCAUUGGAUCUGCUUCAUCGCUACCGUUAUUUCUUCAACCACCCUGUUCAGAUGCAAGCACAACUUUACCCAGUGGAUAACAUUGAACGCCAAGAUGCACAAGUAAUCCCAGCCGAUAAAGACUCCGAGAGCAAACCAACCACUAGUCGAUUUAUGCAGCAGGUGUUGAAAUCACUCGUUGUCAUCUCACAUUACAUGGUGACUACAUUGGUGAUUUUGACAGAAGCGAACGUUAUCUUGAAGGAACGUGAUGAUAAAUGGCCAUUUGGUAAUACGAUCGUUUACCCCGAUAUGCAAAUCCCCAUCAGCAAAAGCACAUCAUUUGGCACAUUAGUUGAAUGUAUCACUGCAGGUACUUCCAUGUUAACCCAGGCACAAAAAGACCAUCAAGCUCCGGAAUUAGCGAAUUUCAUCCAAUCCUGUGCAGUCUUAUUAACAUCGCAAGUUGCCCUUUGGGUCACCAAGCCUGAAAUGCAACAAGACAUGAGAAUGGAGAUUGGACAAGAAUCGGUGACCGACAUUGUAGACUGUUUAGUCAAGACUGAGGCUGCAUUAAAAAAGCUGAAUACGACAACCAACAACUUGGAAUCUAAAAUCAAGCUGAUACAAACAUUACAAGUCUUUUUAGGUAACCGAUACUAUCGUAAAUAA
Messenger RNA from Mucor mucedo, 6096 nucleotides. RefSeq names its product nucleoporin subcomplex protein binding to Pom34-domain-containing protein. NCBI's taxonomy places the organism in Eukaryota, Fungi, Mucoromycota, Mucoromycetes, Mucorales, Mucoraceae. Gene Ontology annotation, molecular function: structural constituent of nuclear pore. The transcript has 4 exons. Gene Ontology annotation, cellular component: nuclear pore inner ring. The coding region runs from base 1 to 6096 and encodes 2031 amino acids. The record is from RefSeq and is a predicted model, not a curated record. Gene Ontology annotation, biological process: protein import into nucleus; RNA export from nucleus.